AUGUCAAAAUGGCACCCGGAGGCAGAAGAAAGAGAAAGUGGUUUGGUCGUCGUCAACGUCAGAAGGGCACGCCCAGGUGCAUCGUCCCCUGCGACAGCAGGGGCAGGCCGAGGCAGGAGCUUAUCCCGAUCGACAGCAUGGCGGAGUCAUCUGAAUAGAACCCUGGCUCAUCGCAGGGACGUGAAUAAAGCAGGGGCGUGGACCGUCAGGCAUGGGCGUGGUACGUCCUCGGUAUCAGGAAGGCAGACUGAGGAAGCAGGAUGGCCGGCCGAGGGAGGACGGCGGGCCGUCCCCGAAGUCAAAAGGGCAGGCCUAAGGAAGCAUGGGCGUUGUCUGACAUCUUCAAAAGGGCAGGCUGAGGCAGCAGGGCGGUCCAUUCCGGACGUCAGAAGGGCAGGCCGUGCGUGGUCUGUCGUCGUCUUCAGAAGGCCAGGCCGAGGCAGGAGGGCUGUCCGUCCCCGGCGUCAGAAGGGCAGGCCGAGGGGGCACGGGCGUUGUCUGUCGCCUUCAGAAGGGCAGGCCGAGGCAGGAGGAAGGGCAGGCCGUGCGUGGUCUGUCGCCUUCAGAAGGGCAGGCCGAGGCAGGAGGGCGGUCCGUCCCCGGCGAGGGCGGUUCGUCCCCGGCGUGGUCUGCCGUCGCCUUCAGAAGGGCAGGCCGAGACAGGAGGGCAGUCCGUCCCCGGCUCAUGGGCAAGGGCAGGCCGAGGCAGGAGGGUGGGCCGCGACCGGCGCCGACGCCGAGCGCCGCGCGCAGGCGGAGGAGGCGGCGCCGGCGGCGGCCAGCGCCACGCAGCAGCUCGCGUGCAGGCGCGAGGGCGGGCCCUGCGGCCGCGCGCCCUCGCCUCCUUCCACCAGCAGGAGGCGGCGGUCCAGCCACUGCAGCGCGCCGCGCACGCCUGCCACCCACAAGGAAAAAAAUACCAAUCAGAAAAACUCUCUCUAG
This is a messenger RNA of Gryllus bimaculatus (two-spotted cricket), 942 nucleotides long. NCBI's taxonomy places the organism in Eukaryota, Metazoa, Arthropoda, Insecta, Orthoptera, Gryllidae. The record is from the annotation of a GenBank genome assembly.